This is a messenger RNA of Carlito syrichta (Philippine tarsier), 4839 nucleotides long. It is a transcript of the gene HIP1, whose product is annotated as huntingtin interacting protein 1. Gene Ontology annotation, biological process: endocytosis; clathrin coat assembly; actin filament organization. The coding region runs from base 148 to 3171 and encodes 1007 amino acids. Gene Ontology annotation, molecular function: phosphatidylinositol-3,5-bisphosphate binding; actin filament binding; clathrin light chain binding. The transcript has 31 exons. Gene Ontology annotation, cellular component: actin cortical patch; clathrin-coated vesicle; extrinsic component of postsynaptic membrane. Lineage: Eukaryota; Metazoa; Chordata; Mammalia; Primates; Tarsiidae. The record is from RefSeq and is a predicted model, not a curated record.
GUAAUUGGCUCUGCGGAACCGGCCUGGGACACGAGGGCCUGUCGGGUCAGGAAGUGGUAACAAUGCUGCUCUUUCAGGAAAGACACGGCUUGGUCUUAGGUCCUGUGUGACUCCAGGGGAAUCUGGAGAACAGCCUGUUCUCAGAGGAUGUUCUCUAACCUAGACUCCCCUCCAGAGACUGUCAGCAUCAAUAAGGCCAUUAAUACGCAGGAAGUGGCUGUAAAGGAAAAGCACGCCAGAACAUGCAUACUGGGUACCCACCACGAGAAAGGUGCUCAGACCUUCUGGUCUGUUGUCAACCGACUGCCUCUCUCCAGCAACGCGGUGCUCUGCUGGAAGUUCUGCCAUGUGUUCCACAAGCUCCUCCGAGAUGGACACCCAAACGUCCUGAAGGACUCUCUGCGAUACAGAAAUGAAUUGAGUGACAUGAGCAGGAUGUGGGGUCACCUGAGUGAGGGGUAUGGACAGCUUUGCAGCAUCUACCUCAAACUGCUGAGAACGAAGAUGGAAUACCACACGAAAAAUCCCAGGUUCCCAGGCAACCUCCAGAUGAGUGACCGACAGCUGGACGAGGCUGGAGAAAGUGAUGUUAACAACUUUUUCCAGUUAACAGUGGAGAUGUUUGACUACCUGGAGUGUGAACUAAACCUCUUCCAAACAGUGUUCAACUCCUUGGACAUGUCCCGCUCUGUGUCCGUGACCACAGCUGGGCAGUGCCGCCUCGCCCCGCUGAUCCAGGUCAUAUUGGACUGCAGCCAUCUCUAUGACUACACUGUCAAGCUUCUCUUCAAACUCCACUCCUGCCUCCCAGCUGACACCCUGCAAGGUCACCGGGACCGCUUCAUGGAGCAGUUCACGAAGUUGAAAGAUCUGUUCUACCGCUCCAGCAACCUACAGUACUUCAAGCGGCUCAUUCAGAUCCCCCAGCUGCCUGAGAACCCACCCAACUUCCUGCGAGCCUCAGCUCUGUCAGAACAUAUCAGCCCGGUGGUGGUCAUCCCAGCAGAGGCCUCAUCCCCUGACAGCGAGCCUGUCUUGGAGAAGGAUGACCUCAUGGAUAUGGAUGCCUCUCAGCAGAAUGUAUUUGACAACAAGUUUGAUGACAUCUUUGGCAGCUCACUCAGCAGUGAUCCUUUCAAUUUCAACAGUCAGAACGGUGUGAACAAGGAUGAGAAGGACCACUUAACUGAACAACUAUACAGAGAGAUCAGUGGGCUGAAAGCACAACUAGAAAACGUGAAGAUGGAGGGCCAGCGGGCCGUGCUGCAGCUGAAGGGCCGCAUCAGCGAGCUGGAAGCCGAGCUGGCUGAGCAGCGGCACCUGCGGCAGCAGGCAGCCGACGAUGGCGAGUUCCUCCGGGCCGAGCUGGACGAGCUCAGGAGGCAGCGGGAAGACACCCAGAAGGCCCAGCGGAGCCUGACCGAGAUAGAAAGGAAGGCCCAAGCCAAUGAACAGCGGUAUAGCAAGCUAAAGGAGAAGUACAGCGAGCUGGUUCAGAACCACGCUGACCUGCUGCGGAAGAAUGCAGAGGUGACCAAACAGGUGUCUGUGGCCAGACAAGCCCAGGUAGAUUUGGAACGAGAGAAGAAAGAGAUGGAGGAUUCCUUGGAGCGCAUCAGUGAACAAGGCCAGCGGAAGACUCAAGAACAGCUGGAAGUUCUAGAAAACCUGAAGCAAGAACUUGCCACCAGCCAAAGGGAGCUUCAGGUUCUCAAAGGCCGCCUGGAAACUUCUGCCCAGUCGGAAACAAAAUGGGCGACCCAAAUCACUGAACUAGAGAAGGAGCGAGACAGCCUGGGGGAAGCCGCAGCUUGUCGGGAAGAGGAAUUAUCUUCUCUUCGGAAACAGCUAGAGUACACCCAGCUCAAACUGGCCAGCACGCAGGAAUCUAUGUGCCAGCUCGCAAAAGACCAACAAAAAAUGCUUCUGGUGGGGUCCAGGAAGGCUGUGGAGCAGGUGAUACAAGAAGCCCUGAGUCAGCUUGAAGAACCCACCCUCAUCAGCUGUGCUGGGUCUGCAGACCACCUUCUCUCCACGGUCAAAUCUGUUUCCAGGUGCAUUGGGCAAUUGGAAAAAAGCCGGAGCCAGUAUCUGGCCUGCCCAGAAGAUAUCAGCGGGCUUCUCCAUUCAGUAACCCGGCUUGCCUACUUGACCAGUGACACCAUUGCUCACGGCAGCGCCACCAGCCUUCGAGCCCCACCAGAGCCUGCUGACUCACUGACUGAGGCCUGUAAGCAGUAUGGCAGGGAAACCCUCGUCUAUCUGGCCUCCCUGGAUGAAGAGGGAACCCUUAAGAGUGCUGACAGCACAGCCAUGAAGAACUGCCUCGGCAAGAUUCAGGCCAUUGGCGAGGAGCUCCUGCCCCGGGGCCUGGACAUCAAGCAGGAGGAACUGGGGGACCUUGUGGACAAGGAGAUGGCUGCCACUUCUGCUGCCAUUGAAACCGCCACGGCCAGAAUAGAGGAGAUGCUCAGCAAAUCCCGAGCAGGAGACACAGGAGUCAAACUGGAGGUGAACGAAAGGAUCCUUGGUUCCUGUACUAGCCUAAUGCAAGCUAUUCAGGUGCUCAUCGUGGCCUCUAAGGACCUCCAGAGAGAGAUUGUGGAGAGCGGCAGGGGUACAGCAUCCCCUAAAGAGUUCUAUGCCAAGAAUUCUCGAUGGACAGAAGGACUCAUCUCAGCUUCCAAAGCCGUGGGCUGGGGAGCCACUGUUAUGGUGGAUGCAGCUGAUCUGGUGGUCCAAGGCAAGGGGAAGUUUGAGGAGCUGAUGGUGUGUUCGCAUGAAAUUGCUGCUAGCACAGCCCAGCUUGUAGCUGCAUCCAAGGUGAAAGCUGAUAAGGACAGCCCCAACCUUGCCCAGCUGCAGCAGGCUUCUCGAGGAGUGAACCAGGCCACUGCCGGGGUCGUGGCCUCAACCAUUUCUGGCAAAUCACAGAUCGAAGAGACAGACAGUAUGGACUUCUCAAGCAUGACGCUGACCCAGAUCAAACGCCAAGAGAUGGAUUCCCAGGUUAGGGUGCUGGAGCUAGAAACUGAUUUGCAGAAAGAGCGUCAAAAACUGGGAGAGCUUCGGAAAAAGCACUAUGAACUUGCAGGUGUCGCUGAGGGCUGGGAAGAAGGAACAGAAGCAUCUCCGCCUAUACUGCAAGAAGCGGUAACCGAAAAAGAGUAGCGCCAAACCAACACCCUAUACGUCAGCGUGUAAAUCCUUGUUACCAUCUCUGUGUCUGUUAUUUCCCCAGCCACAGGCCACAAAGUCCUUGGCAGCCAUGCCGCUCCCACUGCCCAGUGCCGAGGACCUGCAUGACCCUUCCAAAGACUCCCUCCACAGUGACACCCUCUCUGUUUGGACCCAGGGUCUCUGUUCUUUCCCCGCCUCUGUGGCAUCCCGGCUGGCCAGUGCAGCCCAUGAGCAAGCCCAGGUCCAAAGAGGAGGGGGCCAGGGCCACUCAACAGAAAGGACCUCCAUCCGGUCCUGCCUACUGUUUCACCCCCACAACUGGUGUCCUUAGUCCUUCCUAGAGGGGCUGCUCGGUAUUGUCGAGACUUUGGAGAAGGAAGAUCUUAUGCAUUUUCUUUUCUGUUUUCUUCUCAGUCCUUUCAGUUUCAUCAUUUGCACAAACUUGUGAGCAUCAGAGGGCAGGUGGAUUCCAAGCCAGGACACUGCCCUGAAUCCACAGUCGGGAGGACAGCAGGAGUGUCCUGGCUGAGAAUGCCAAGGCCAUCCUCCCCUUCUUCUGGCAGUUCCAUGGAUUUCCACCGCUACUCGAUGGUGGUUGGUUGGGUUUUCUUGUUUUGUUUAGUUUCAAGUCUUACUCACGUAUCCACCUCUCCCAGAGGGCACAGCCCUGGCUCUCUGAGCUCCCCAGGGCCCCCACCGCGGCAGGUCCAGCAGUGGUGCUGCUCAGGCUUCACCUUGGUGCUCCACCUCCGCCUCCGCCCUGCGGCCCGGUCCAGGGCCGGGCGGAGCUGCUGAGUGACAGCUUUCCUCAAAGGCCGAAGCAGAGCGAGUGCCUUGUCUUCCUAAAGCUGGACCCCAGCGGAAAGCCUCUGUCCACCUUCCCGAGGGAGAGGGCAGCAGAAAGAAGGAAAGGAGGAGUGUACACAGCUGGGGUCUUCGGGGGACACCCUUCCUAGGAAUUCCCAUGACCAGGCUCAAAAACCUUAUCACAUGCUUGAAGGAAGCUGGUGAGAGUCAUAACACUAUUUCCCCCAGAACGAAUGACAUGGAACACGUCAAGUGGGCCACCUCCUUUGAUUCCCAGGCAGGGGCCUGAGAGAGAGCGUGGGGAUUUCCAGCUCCUUUCUCCAUAUAUCUGCCUUGGCUGGCAUCAUCAUGAAUCUGAAGAUCGUUCUGAGUUCUACCCAGUUGACAGAUCCGGAAGAUCAGAUCACUUGCUCCCAUCAGGAAAGAACCCUGUGCUUGGUUCGGAACCCUCAGUAUUUAUUACUAACCUCCUUUGAGCAGCAACAGCCUACAAAAAGAUGGCUUGGAGCAAUCAGGACUUGAGGUGUGACUGGCAAGGCUCGUACUGCUGGCCUGCUCCAUCGGCCUGUUGGAAUCAAGCAAGGCCAACGGGGCCAGCCUGGACUGUUACUGACUUGGAUCUCAAAGUAAGCAGGUCCCUCAGAGUUGUGGGGUCAGGGAAAACAGAAAAGGGGAACCACUGGCUCUGACUCCUUCCAGCCACACGUUCCAGGCUCUUGCUGCCCUGCAGACAGGAUGAGAACAGAGGGCACACUGAGCAACCUCCUAGACACGGGCAUCCUGACAGCACUUUUCCGCUUCCAGAUGAACCCCAGCAUUUAAGUGACCUUCUGAUCUUGGGAAAACAGCGUC